Molecule: messenger RNA, 969 nt
Organism: Penicillium soppii
Lineage: Eukaryota; Fungi; Ascomycota; Eurotiomycetes; Eurotiales; Aspergillaceae
Gene: rad14
Product: DNA repair protein RAD14
Exons: 3
Coding region: 1-969 (322 amino acids)
Biological process (GO): nucleotide-excision repair, DNA damage recognition; UV-damage excision repair; base-excision repair
Cellular component (GO): nucleotide-excision repair factor 1 complex
Molecular function (GO): damaged DNA binding
Source: RefSeq, a predicted model, not a curated record
AUGUCAGGAAAUCGACCUUCGACUCCUCCCCCACAGGCCAAGGCCUCAGGGGCAGGACAAUUUCCCCGCGGUCCGAUCACUCCAGAACAGCAGCGGAGAAUGGAGAUCAGUCGCAUGAAAGCCAAGGCGCUCCGUGAGAAGCGUGAAGCUGAACUGGCCCAAGCCUCCUCAAACACAUCCCAACCAGCAACAGGUGCGAAGCGCUCAUUCGCCUCGAUGGCAUCCAACCAGCCCGCCAAUAUGCGCGAUGCAUCAGCCUCGAAUCUUCCGCUGGACUCGAUUCAACCGGCUCGCAAUUUUACAAAAUAUGUUGAUUAUGACUUCAGCAAGAUGACCGAUACGAAGGGUGGAUUCUUAACGCAGGAGGAUGACCCGUUUAACAAGCAACUCCAUGUAACAAAUGAUAAGGAUGCGCUGAAACCGGCAAAUAUGACACAGAAAGAAUGGGAGCGUCACCAAACACUCCAGAACCUCAAACGGAACCGCGAAGGGCCUUUCGAGCCGGGCCUCAGUGUUCUUGAUGAUAAAAGCAAGCAGAAGAAAUGCCGCGAAUGCCAAAGUCUGGAGAUUGAUUGGAAGUGGGAGGAAGAGUUGAAGUGUUGCAUUUGCCAUGCUUGCAAGGAGAAAUAUCCAGAGAAAUACAGUCUGUUGACCAAAACAGAGGCUAAAGAAGACUAUCUUCUCACAGAUCAAGCACUGGAUGCCGAGUUUGAGAAGCGCGAGACUGACAAGAAAAGGAGACGGGAAGAAAAGUUCAAAACGAAACUGCAAGACCUGAAGAAGCGCACACGUGUCGAGGCCUACCGACGUAAUCGACAAGGUGGCUCUGGGGGAGAUUUCGGCGACGAUCUUGCCUCUAGACGGAAGCAUGUUCAUGAAUGGGGCCGGUCUGUAGAUAAUCCAGAAACUGGAAUCGGCGUCAAGACUUGUGUAACGUGUGGGAUGGAAGUGGAAGAACUUGAAUUCUAG